Messenger RNA from Erythranthe guttata (spotted monkey flower), 624 nucleotides. Its product is annotated as 7-deoxyloganetic acid glucosyltransferase. The record is from RefSeq and is a predicted model, not a curated record. Lineage: Eukaryota; Viridiplantae; Streptophyta; Magnoliopsida; Lamiales; Phrymaceae. Gene Ontology annotation, molecular function: quercetin 3-O-glucosyltransferase activity; quercetin 7-O-glucosyltransferase activity.
AUGGAAUAUCCUCAUGUCGUCAUCAUACCAUUCCCAGCUCAAGGCCACAUCAAGCCGAUGCUCAUGUUAGCCGAGCUUCUCAGCCAAGCCAGCUUCACAGUCACCUUCGUCAACAACGAGCACACCCACCGCCGCAUCGACGCCGCAGAACACGCCUUCCGCCGCCGCUGCCCGGGGAUCAAAUUCCUCUCCAUCCCCGACGGUCUGCCGCCGGACCACCCGAGAACCGGUCCUUCCAUCGUCGACUUACUCCUCUCCACCAGCACCUCCUGCAAACCGAUUUUCAAAGACACGAUCGCCUCCAUGAGCCACGCGCCGGCGUGCAUCAUCUCCGACGGAAUCAUGUCCUUCGCGAUCGACGCGGCGGCGGAGCUCGGGAUUCCGGCCAUCACUUUCAGGACCUACAGCGCCACUUGCACUUGGACUUAUUUCCAUCUCCAGACACUGAUCCAACACGGCGAGAUUCCGGCGCCGGCCGACGGAAGUGAUGACGUGGACAAACCAAUUCCUUAUAUACCAGGUUUAGAAAAUAUCAUUAGAAGCCGAGAUCUUCCGUCUAUUUGCAAAUUAGACCCCGAAGAUCGGAUGCAACUUACACUUUAUAGGGAUGCAACUUACACGUGA